AUUAAGCAAUUUAGUCGCAACUGGUGUCCACAGCAUCAACGCUCUCUGGUUCUAGACAGCAUUAGAUACAAAGACUAGCAACAUGACGAUUGCUCUCAUAAGCGCAACAGGCAAGCUCGGCGGUGCUGUCUUGAGUGCCAUCCUAGAGAAUGAGCUGAUUGACCCAAAGGACCUGGUCGUCUGCACAUCCUCAGAUCUCAGUGACUCCCGCUUUGACCGUUUGCGCUCUCAGUCCAUCCCCCUCCGCCAAGCCAACUUCGAUGAUCCUUCUUCGCUCGUUGAGGCCUACAAGGGCUGCGACAAGCUCUUCCUGGUAUCGACACCUCGAAUUGAGAUGGACUACAACGACGCGCCGCUCUGGCAAGGCCGGGAAAAGCACCACCGCGCUGCUAUCGACGCUGCGCUCGAAGCCGGCGUGCAGCACAUCUAUUAUACAUCGCUUGGCUUCGGCAAUCCAAGCAAAGCGAGCGUGAUGCGCGCACACAUCCGGACGGAAAAGUACCUGCACGACCUGGAGAGAGAGAGCCGAGUGAGGAUCACGAUUAUCAGGGAAGGACUCUAUAAUGAAAGCUGGCCGCUUUACUUUGGAUACUACUUCGGUCUUAUGAACGAGACGAGGAGGGAAGUGGUCGUUGCAGGUGACGGGCCGAUCAGCUGGACUAGUAUUCCCGACAUGGCGUUUGGCACGGCGAAAGUGCUUGCUGCGCCGAGCCAGGAGUGGAGCGGGAAAAGUUUCCAUCUCAGCCAGAAGAAAACACGGACACUGCACGACAUCGCAGAUAUUGUAAGCAAGGUGCGAGGCGAGGGUAUCCGACUCAAGAUCGUAAGCAGGAAAGACUACGAAGACUUCUACGCAGAGCGUGGUACGGAGAGAGCGAGUGUCGAGUGGUGGAGUAGCACAUACGAUGCGUUGGAGGACGGCGAAUGCUGCAUCUCCGAUCCCACGCUUGAGGAUCUUCUGGAAGACGCAGGACGAAGCCCCAAGCCGCUCGAAGAGACUAUCGCAGAGAUGCUCAAGUAGCGCCCUGACCAUUCCC
Didymella exigua CBS 183.55 is the source of this 1037-nucleotide messenger RNA. RefSeq names its product NAD(P)-binding protein. The transcript is spliced from 2 exons. The record is from RefSeq and is a predicted model, not a curated record. Lineage: Eukaryota; Fungi; Ascomycota; Dothideomycetes; Pleosporales; Didymellaceae. The coding region runs from base 83 to 1021 and encodes 312 amino acids.